AUGGCGGACGCCGCCAGUGCCGGGGAUGCGGACACUCCCGAAGGGAGUAAUCGUGUCCGGCGUGACCUCAAGUUUGAGCCUCUCGCGCAAGACCCUUUUGUUAUCUCGCGUGACAAGAUGAAGUCAGGACAGACUGCGCCAGAAGAGGUUCGGUUCGCUGCUCGUGCGUGGUUGAAGCAGCGCAAGCUGCUGGGUGGGUACUUCUCACAGCCACGGUUCACUGCAGACGAGCGCUGGGUAUGCACAUGCAGAUGCACAGAGCACGACGCUUGUUUCAAAGGGGAAGGAGCCUGGUAUCAGUUCAGUGGCUCUUGGCAUUCUUCCCGCGAGUUCUACAGCCUGCGAGUGUCGCAAGCCGGAAACUGCUCUGGCGCAGGGCGACGUAAAGCUGCCAAGCAGAAGCCGCUCGAGCAGCAGCCAACUGUGGCCGAACUCCAAGCUGUCCAUAGGGCUAUAGAUGCUCUUUUGGAACGGGGUCUUCGACCGACAGCAAGCAACGUCGCCAUCCGGAUGGGCACAGACAGAGUGGCAACAGACAUCGUACGGUCCGUGCUGCAGCAACGCAAGAAGAAUUCCCAGCUUGACACAACUGCAGUUUUUCACGACUCCUGGCCUGCCUUUCAGGAACACAUUCGUCAGUACGAAGAUCCGGACUGCAAGCCACUGUAUUUUGCGGAGGUUACUUUGCGAGCUUUCAGCUAUGUGGCUCUGCUGCCGCAUUUCCUGGAGGCGCUGGGUCGGCUGUUGGCCGAUGAGCAGACUUGCAACAACGGGUGGUGCAUGUGCGCGGACUUUGCACACACUUUGUGUGUCAUGAACUUCAAGUAUGCCGUUGUGUGUGCUGUCGUUUUCAGAAUGCUGAAUGGCGUGUGGAGGAGAACGCCGUGGCCUUUGCUGAUAGCAAGUGCACCCAUAGAGACCGGCGUGGGCUACAAGAUUCUCUUCAGAGGCUACCGCGCCUCACGCCUUGCCGAAGACCAAGAAGGUGCAGACACUUCCGAAGUGGAAGACGAGGUGUUUGACCAGUCUGAGGCAGAGGAAGACAACUAUGAAAGGUACACUGAGCCUCCUCUUGAAGCCCACACUGAGCUUGUUAGCACAAAGACGCCCUUGGCAAUGGCUGUGGAUGUUGCUGAAGCAAGGGCUGCUAGUGAGCCCAUAUCCGCGCGUGGUGGCCGUGGACAUGAGGGUGAAGAUCGUGUCAGCAGCAAGCGCCAGCGUCCGAAAUCUCCCGACACUCACGCAGGGAAGUGUGCGUAUCAGAUCCCGAAGGCGGCAUUUGAACGUCUCUUCCGAGAAGUGGCGGCUGACACCGCUGCGUCCUUGGAGGCGGACCUGCAGAAACUCGUGAAGACGGACAACGUUCGCCCGCCCACCAUGCCCAAGUUCUCUUACGGUGCUCUCCGGGCAGCGCACUACAUGGCGGAGGAUUUUCUCCACGGCCGCUUUGCAGACUCUGCGUUGCUGGCAAGACAUGCCAAGAGGGCCACCGUGUGUGUGAAGGAUAUGAGGCUCGCCGCAGGCUUGAGAGAGGGUGCCUUUCAGAAGAAUGAGGAGAAUGCCCACUUCAUGACUCUUAGACAUGUUCUCGCGAAGCGGAGGAAGGUGGCAGCAAAGCGUGCUCAGAAGAAGCCUGUUGCCACGUAG
Molecule: messenger RNA, 1647 nt
Organism: Symbiodinium natans
Lineage: Eukaryota; Dinophyceae; Suessiales; Symbiodiniaceae
Source: the annotation of a GenBank genome assembly